UCCUCAUUACUUCAAUGUUGGUUGACAGCCACGGCCAGAGCAUUGGUUGGAUUUACACUGCAACCAUGUCUUGAUUGAUGUGAAUUUUCUGUCAUUUUGAACUAAAAUGGCCCAUCUAGUGGAGAAUGUGGUCAAGCAAGGUUAUUUGAAGAAAGGGAGCACAGGAUCAAGCCGCAUAUCAGGAUUUUUCAGAAGAAAUGACAGCAACAAGUGGUUUGUGUUUACCAUUAGACAAGGCAUUCCCUUCCUGGAGUACUACGACAGUGAGCUGGACGUCUUCUCCCAGCAACCCAUCAACUCUUUCAACCUCUCUGGUUGCCACAAUGUCAAGUCUAUGGGCAACACCAACCCUCCGUCAUUUUGUAUUGUGUGUCCAGAUAGGGUCAUUGAACUGGUCGCAUCAUCCAGAACUCAAAUGGUUGAAUGGGUUAACGAGGUUGAAGCAAGUCUUAUUCGUCUUGGAGUUUUGAAGCAAGAAGUUGUUGAUCACGUUUACUCAAUAUGUCCCGCAGUCAUACAAAAAUCAAAGCCCAAUAAAGACUUUCAGGAUGACUUGGAACCAGAAACUAUGACUUCGGCAACGGCCGUAAAGAUUUCUGAAGGGACAAGCACCAACGGUGGACCUGGGGGUUUCGGCUUCCUAAGCCCAGCAGAUAUACGCUCUGAUAGGCCUAGUCUUACACCUAAAAACUCACCCUUAGCCCAGCGGUCAUCUUCAGGGCAGUCGUCUGUAUCGUCAGUCCAACCCCCCUCGUCCCCGUCCACUCAUAAACCAUCUGUACAAAGGAUACUCACCGAGUCGCCGCCCCCGCUACCAACACGACCCAUACUGACACCCGGUCGGGCUAUUAAACAGAAAGCUGAAGAACAGCAGGAGAGAUCUGAGAGCCACUCCUCCCCCCUGCAGCACCCUGACACGGGGAGCAGCAACGACAGCGACUUUGUCUCCCCUGAGAUUAUCGCCCAGCUGCGGGAGGCACGGAAAGCCAAGAACUUUGAGAAAUCCCAGCAUAAAAUCCCGGAAGAGUCCCAUGACUCGCGGCAGCACACGUCGUCCCCUGCUCACCUGAAGGAGAACCCUGGGUUCUCAAACAACGCUUAUUUCGACUCCAGUCAAAUCUCUCAUCAGAGCCCUAUCCGACUCUUGAAAUCCAUGUCCACGCCCGUCAAAAGUCCAAAACGGACAGUCGCUCGUUUGUCAGGGUCGCCAACUAACUCUGGGCAUAGCUCUCCAGUGUCCAGUUUCCAAGAUUUGGAUAACGUAUUCAGCGACUCCAACUCGGUGGAGAACUGUUACUCCGAGCUGCCUGGGAGUAUUUUUACAGAUUCUGGCAUUGGCUUGGAGAGAAACGAAAUGCUUGUUGGCAGCCCUUCUUCAAAACCGACGCCGAUGCCCCGCCGGGGGUUACCUAAAAAGAGCGACUCCCCACCUGGGUCGUUAUCCAACGGCUCUGAUCACCUGUCGCCCUUUGACAAUGAAAUUUUCGUCAACGUCCCCGAAAGCUUCAAGCACAACGGGGACUUUGUCCUUGAUGACAUUGACGACGAGUACCCACUGUUGAUACAGACUGCUGUGUGUAAGGACAACAACACUGAGACAAAGUCUCAUGACAAGACCAGCAAAGCAUUCCCUCUCACCUACCCAGACAAGCCAGCCGGGCCAAAGUCCUCCAAGGACGAGAAUGAAAACUUCUGGGGUCCCAUGUGCGAUGACAUUGAGCCACCAGACACAAUGGCUCCGCCCAUUCCUGCCAUCCCACCUCUCCCGCCCCGCAACGACUCCCUCCCGACGAGAAAACAAAGCUCAAAAGCAAAGAACUUCAGUUCAGAUUUUAAAACAUACCCCAAAGGAAAGACGUCGACGUCCUCCAAGCACGCUAAAUACUUAGACGACCUGAGUGUGGCGCCGCCCCUCCCACUUCCACGUAAAAAGGGGUCUGAAUCUUUCCGCAAGUCCCACCCACCCAGUGCUAGUCACUGCCCACCCAUGCCGCCAAGACGAUCAUCCGCACUACACCACAGCAACAGUAUUCCCAGUGACUGCCAACCCCCCGCCCUCCCCUCCAGAAACUCUCAGAGCUUUUACAUCAAGCGUCCUCAGCUGACCGGACACAGUAACUCCCUGGAUAUGUCUCCUGCAGAGGAUAGCAUCCACAAGAAGGAAGAGACCUCAGAUGAAACAAAGCUGCAAGAUAUAGUGACCAGCAGUAACCUGUCCGGCCUGUCGCAGAAGAUGCUGAUUGACAGGUCCCACAGCCUGCACACCGUGGUCUCCCUCAAACAGACCCAGGUCGAGAUCCUGCAGACGGAGAUCAACCAGCCCAGCGUCACCGUGCAGCUCACUCACAAGUCCUGCUUCGGCCUGGCUUUGGUGGAGUGGAACAACUUCCCAUGCAUUGCUGGAUGGAACCAGAAAGAUUUCCCCAGCCUGCAUGGGAAGCUUCACGUGGGUGACCUGGUGUUCAGUGUCAACAAUGUCAGGGUCACCUCCGUGGAGAUGGCCCAGAAACUGCUGCGGCAGCCGAAUGCCUCAGCCUCCAAGACUGAGAUCAUGCUGCACAGGAUGCCCUAUGCCAAGGUGUUUGCCAUCCAUCGCAGUGUGGAGGGGCAGAGCUUGGGGUUAAAGAGAAAUGGAGGCACUGGUGAGAUUAUCUAUGUAGACCCUAAUGGUCUGGCAGCUCAGCAUGGCCUCACCCAGUACGCACCAAGUGCUUACGGUGUCAAGCGGUGCAACUGGUUCAUCACAGAAAUCAACAAUAGGCCACUCAGUCUGUUUUUUAAGGAUUGUGAAAUUGACCUCCGUCUGUCAGCUGUAGGCAGGGAGAUCUCCAUCGUGGUUCAACCCUCGGACUUUAUUUAUGAAAUACGCCACCAGUUUAAGAAGCUCAAGAAUUACAAGAAUUAUAUAACGCACUAGAUAUCUUUUUUUCAAUGCUUGCUUCAAUGGCUUUAGAAUGCAAUUUUUUUUUUUCCUAGCUGAAAUCUUUACCUGAUCUAUCAAAAACCGAUUAAAUAUUUUAAAAAUUAUUUACAAAUAUCUCUUUCGCAGAACCAGACUGUUCUAAUUCCACUUUUGUAAUAAUAUUUACAACAACGCUUUAAAGUUUUGUUUUCCUUAAAAUGUUUGUAUUAAACACUUUGUGAAAUAAUAUGACCACAAAUAUUUUUACCAUCAUUGCAUUGGUGAAUUUCAAACAAAAUGUAUAAAUCUGGAAUGAAUUGAAAAAUGGAGUAAGAACAGCCUGGUUCUGGGGAAGCCAUAUAUAUAUAUAUAUAUAUAUAUAUAUAUAUAUAUAUAUAUAUAUAUAUAU
Messenger RNA from Physella acuta, 3311 nucleotides. Its product is annotated as cyclin-dependent kinase 12. Gene Ontology annotation, molecular function: protein binding. Lineage: Eukaryota; Metazoa; Mollusca; Gastropoda; Physidae. The record is from RefSeq and is a predicted model, not a curated record.